Messenger RNA from Pichia kudriavzevii, 1014 nucleotides. RefSeq lists its product as uncharacterized. Bases 1 to 1014 code for a protein of 337 amino acids. NCBI's taxonomy places the organism in Eukaryota, Fungi, Ascomycota, Pichiomycetes, Pichiales, Pichiaceae. The transcript has a single exon. Gene Ontology annotation, biological process: basic amino acid transmembrane export from vacuole. The record is from RefSeq and is a predicted model, not a curated record. Gene Ontology annotation, cellular component: fungal-type vacuole membrane.
AUGGCACCACCCCCAACGCCCUUUAUCAAUGCCCAGAUGAUUUCAGGGAUCACUGGAUCGAUUUCUAUUGCCUGUUGGAUCAUUGUCUUUGCUCCUCAAAUCUAUCAAAACUUUGCACGAAAGUCUGCUGAAGGGUUGUCUCUCCUCUUCGUUGUUCUCUGGCUUGCCGGAGACGUGUUCAAUGUUGUGGGCGCUAUUCUACAAGGAGUCUUACCGACCAUGAUCAUCCUUGCAAUUUACUACACCUUAGCCGAUGUCGUGCUUCUGUGGCAGUGUCUCCACUAUGGCCAUGGUGAUAGAAAGGUCGAUCCUAUUCAUCUAUCUCCGGCAAAUCCUUUAAGCAGUGAAGCGGAGCCACUUCUUGAAUCAGUUCUAUCGAACGAACAUCACCACCACCAUAACCAACAUCAUCACGUCGACCCUGAAUCUGCAUUAGAGGUUAUAAUGGAGGCAGAUUCUAACCAAUCCAAUGAAUAUAACGACAUAAAUGGCUCAAACCCCACAUCCGAGGAAACAGAAUGCUCUUCGUAUUCUUCCAAAUCAACCGUUGAGGGUUCGGAAUUAGCGUAUAACUUGAUAAUGGUAGCACUGGUUUUCGUAGCGGGUUUUGGUGGUUGGUAUUUUGGCGAUUCAGGCCAUUCUAGUGACCCGCAACCUCCCAAAAACGAUGCUGAUUUAGAGUUCAACGUUUUGGCACAAACAUUUGGAUGGUUAUGUGCAGCAUUAUACCUUGGCUCCAGAGUACCUCAAAUUUUGCUCAAUUUCGAAAGAAAAUCCUGUGACGGUAUUGCAUUUUUGUUUUUUCUUUUUGCAUGUUUAGGUAAUAUAACAUACGUGGUAUCAAUUUUGUCAGUUUCUACAGGUAAAAGGUAUCUCUUAGUAAACUCUUCUUGGUUAGUUGGAAGUGUUGGCACUUUAGCGGAAGAUUUUAUUAUUUUCUGCCAGUUUUUCUUAUACAAUAAAAAUGCUGACUCUGAUGAGGAGGAUGAAGACGAAGAAGGAUCUACAAUUUGA